UGACUGCUGGCUGGGAACUCCCCGUCUGGGGUUGCCUGAUACCUGUGAAGGUGACAUUAAAGGCCAGACUGCAUCAAGAGCCCUGGUCCCCCAGUCUCGCCCUGGGUGAAUGUAUCAAGGACCCUGGGUGAUGGAGAAUUAGGAUACAGAAUCCAUUUAAACUUAUCUACCCUGCCCUCAUGGAAGACUGGAUCAAGAUGUGGCCUGUCCGCACUAUGGAAUGCCACGCACACAUGAGCGGAAGUACCUAAUAGGAAGAAAGAGAUCAAGCAGAUGGCAGCUACCAUCACCCCAUUGUACACGGGGGCAGCUCAAUCUCUUCACUGCAGAAGACAGGGCGCUGAGUGGGAGCCAGUGAGGGCCCUGCUGUCUGAGCACCGCAGCUGCAGGGACCCUCGGUGCUGUGGCAACCUGCUCGUCCUCUUCCUCUUUGUGAUCUGGCAAGUCCGGCACUAUUGGCACUAUUGGACCCAUCCAAGAAUGAAGAAGACCAUAAAGGUGCCACCGCAGAAGUGGGCCAAGCCCUCCAUGGGAUGUAACCCUUGUUUGGAGCUGACCCCUGAAUUCCUCCUUAGUCCUGGCAAGCUCAGGGGCCCGAAUGCUCAUGUCCAGCCAUGCACACAGAAGAAGAGAUGGGACAACCAGAGGCGCCUCCAGCAAUCAUGGACCCAAUACCUGCUGUCUUGGCAGCACCCACGGCAGGGACUGUCUUGGGAUGUCCUCAGUGCUGCUGAGUCCACCUCUUUUUCCUCCUUUUCAAGCACCUGUAUGCUCCAUCAGGAUAGUUCUUGGGAAGCAUGGCAGAUACCCUGGUGUCGCCAUAAUGAUCAGAUUAGCAAGCCGGACAAGCACCAAGGGCUGCAGCAGCUGUUUGUCCACUCCCAGGAAGAGCCAGUGUCAGUGGGGCCUGCUGUCAGUCUGCAGCCCCACCCUGUCUCUGUGACUUCAGCCACCUCCUUGCCAAAACUCCCUUCCACUCGGAGGCUGCAGUUCUGUUCCAGAAAGCUACUGCUUGUUCCUUCAGCCCGACAGAAGGGAAUGCCCACCAGAGUGCGCUGGCGCUGUCCCCAAGAGGUCUGGGCAUCAGGGAGGGAAAGUCAGACACGAAGAAGAGAAGAUAACAGACCCACCUGGGCUCUAGGGUGGGCGAGGCAGAGAGACAACAGAGAAGCGAAGGCCUGGGCGGUCCAGGCAUCUGGAUGGCAGCUCCCGAUAGACUUUGGAAUGAAGGAUGAUGCAGAGACCACAGCCCUGGAGGUGGGAAAUAGGAGACCAGCGAUAAGCCAAACUGAUGCAGGGAACCUGAUACCGGGACAGGAGAAGCAAGGCCCGAUGGGGGUCGCGAGUAGAGCCAACCUUCAGGAACUAGGGGAGGGAAACCAGAGGGAGGCUGUGGGAGAGAAUCUUUCCGAAACCCAGGCUUCCAGAGGCGAGGACCAGGAACAGUUCAGAUGUAAAACUGAUGCAGUGACCCAAACACCGGCGUGGGGGAACCUGGACAAGAGCAGUAGUGGGGAUGCUGUUGAGCCCCUGGCAUUAGGGAAGAAUAAGAACGAGGACAGAGGGGAGGACGAGGGAGAGACCCAGGCCCGAGGAUCGGGGAGCCAGGGUCAGACAGGCAGUGAGAGCGGUGAGGAGACCCGGGUGCCAGGAUGGGCAAAACAAGACCAGAUCAGAGGUGACAGCAGUGCAGACGCUCGGGCAGAGAGGAGCGCCCAGGACCAGGCUGGAGGUGAAAGUGUGAAGCAAAUCCAGGCAUCUGAGAGGGAGGACCUGGAAGAAGUGAAAGAAGAGGGGGAUAAAGAGACCCAGGCCCUGGGGUGGGGAGAACAGGACUGUGUUGGAGGUGAGGCUCUUGCAGAGAUUCCGACAACAGGGUGGGAGAAGCAGGGUCAAGAUGGACGUGAGAACCCUGGGGAGACCCGACCCUCUGGGGGAGAGAUCCAGAAACAACUAAGUCAUGCAGUUCAGGUGGGGUGGGGAGCCCACAGCCCGCGAAGAGGCGAGGGUGCUGGGGAAACCCAGACACCUGCAAGGAAGCCGCUCAGGGAGGUAAGGCAGGAGGACUGGGUGGUGAUGGAGGUGCUGUGGUGGGGAGACCAGAGACCGGUCAUAAAUGAGAUUGUCAGGGAAUUUGAGACACCGCCGCGGGGGAAGAGCGGCCGGAGUGGAGGUGAACACAGGGCAGACAUUCAGGUGCCGGGGAAGGGGGCCCAGAAGGGAGACGGGAGCGGGAGCCGCACAAACACCCUGGCCCCAGAGGCAGGGAGGCAGGGACAGCACGUCGAGACCCCUCCGCCAGGCAGGAGGCCCCGUGAACGGCUCGAAAAGGAGCAGCUUGAAAAUGAGAGUAGCACAGACACUGAAGCAUCGGGACAGAGGAAGCCGGGAGGGCUCAGAGGUGGAGACAGCGAGGACGCCCGGGGACCUGGGGAAGGAAAGCAGGGGCAGUGGGGCGGUGAAGUUAGUGGAGUUGUUUACACACCGAAGCGGCAGAAGCACGGAUGCAGAAGUAGCCAAGAUGGUGCUGAUACCCGGGCGUCUGAGGCGGAGAACUGGGGAAAAGUACUAAGUGAAAUCAAUGGAGGAACUCAUGUGAUGGAGUGGAAGAAAGAGGAGCAGGCUGGAGGUGAGGAUGGUGCAGAAAUUCAAGCUCCGGGGAAGGGCCGGCGGAGAGAAGGCGGAGGCGAGGAGGACACAGGGCCCUGCGCAGCUGGGGAAGGAAAGCAGAGUCAGUUGAGAGGUGAUAUCGAUGGGAAGACCCGCUUGUCAGAAUGCGGGAACCGGGAGCAGAUGGGAGGUGAGAAUGGCGCAGAAAUUGAGGCACCAGAGAAGAGAAACUGGAGAGAACUUGGAGAUGGGGAUGAUGUGGAGACUCGGAGACUUGGGAGAGAGAACCAGAGACAGUCAGGUGGUAAAACUGGGGCGAGUCUUUCACCAGGGAGGAGGCACUGGGAGCAGACUGGACACAACAACGUUGCAGAAAACCAAACAUCAGAGAAGACAAAUGAGAGAGAGGUUGGCAGUGAGGAUGGUAGAAACAUCCAGAAACUUAGAGGAGUGAGCCAGAGGCUGUUACAAAAUAAGGUUAAUGGAAAUACCUGUUCGUCAGAGUGGCAGAACCAGGAGCAGAAGGGAGGUGAGGAUGAUGCAGAGAUUCCAGCACAAGGAGACAGAAGCCAAAGUGGGACCAGAGGUGGUGGCGGCAGUGAGACCCAGGCUCCCGGGGAAGAUGAGCAGAAACAGUUAAGAAGUGAAACUGAUGCAGAGAUGCAGACACAAGGACAAGGAAACCAGAACAACGAUGGAUAUGAGGAUGCUGCAAAACUCCCGGAUGUAGAGGGCCAGAGAAUGUGCAGAUCUGAGGAUGCUGGAGGAAGGGGAGGGAACAAAGACCAGAGCAGAGGAACAGAGGCUGCUAGAACCAAUCUUCAAGUUGACAGUCCUGGGGGUAAGGGAACCCCCGCUCUUUCUGACUCUGGACACAAGGUGAUGGUACAGGAAGAGGCAGUGGCCUCUGCUUCCUGUCCUGAGAUAAAGCCUCUUCCCAGCCAGGAGGCAGUCAUCCCACUCGCCAAUGGGGAGCAAGAGCAUCUGGCCAGCCAGAGCUUGGCCCCCUCCCUUCCUGGAGUGGAGGUCCCUGCAGCCUCCCGGCAGGCCCGACCCAAACCCCAGAGAAGGCGACAAAGGGACAAAGAGGUGGACCCAGCGGAGGCCUCCAGUCCGAUGGGGCAGCUCCAGAACCCACAGUCUCUGGCUGCUCCCCUAGGCCUGCCCUCUGCCUGCCCCUCUGUCUCAUGUGACCAAGCCCCCCAAGCUGCCACAGCUCUGGUGGGUGUUCCCCCUGCCCCCACUGUACUGUCCAAGAAGUGGCCAGUCCUCAAGAAGAGCCAACGACUGCUGCUGGAGUCCCUCAUGCGGCGGAAGAUGGCGCACCUGCACUGGGGCCUCCCGCAGCGGAUCCUGACGUCUCAUUUGCUCUCUGACUUCAAAGGACUCCACUCACUGCCCCUUGCAGGGAUGAAGCUCCCUGUAGGAGAGGGCAGGGAGCUCCCAGGGCAGCAGGGGGCCCAGGGUUCCAGGCCAGGUCCAGAGAAGCCCCAGAGGCCUCCGCCCCCAGUAAGAAAAAACUCAAAACUUCCGACUCCAGUCAGAACUCCUGAGAUGUGUGGGCCACACAGGUCCCAGUCCAAUGGCAUCUCCAUGUGCCCUGAAAAGCCCAGGAGAUCGCAGCCACCAGGGGGCCCCAGAGAACCACAGGAUGCCCAGGCAGAGGCUCCCCCUAGGGCCUGGCUCCAGGAUCCCCCUGAAUCUAGGAGCUGCAGAGUACCAGAAAGGGCCCGAGAGCUCUCCAGUGAGAACCGCAGGGGCAGGAAACUGUUCAGGCCAGGCACCUCCCACUUGGCAGAGCAGGCUCCCAGCAGAGUGAGGGCUUCAUACUGCAGGACAUGCCGUGACUCCCAGGAGGGCGCGUGCCGGCCCCCAAAGCCCUUGAAGCCUUCCCGACUUGGGAGAAGAGGCAGCCUGGAGCGUGUGGGGAGCAGAGGAAAUGGGCAGCAGCCUUGCACCUGUUCCUCCACCACUGACAGCUUCAAAGGGAGUCUCUACUCCGCUGCAGCUGGGGUGGGCAGGACCUUGCUGAACAAGAUCGCGGGGAGCCCUCAUCUGGCCAGGCCCCAGCACUCAGCCCCCAGUCUGAGUCUGAGGGAUCCUGGUCGUGCGUCGCUGCCCAAAGCGGGUGACUCACAUGUAGGAGCAGACAGUGUGAGAGUCCACACUUUGAAGACGGACCCUCACCCUUCAGAUCCCUGCUGUGCUGGUGCUGCUCUUCCCAAGACAGAGGGUCCCCAGGGCCAAGGGGCUCCUGAGAAUCCAAAUGGGGUCCCACAGAAUCCAUCAGCUCCCCGUAGGUUUGGUUUUGUGAAGCAUGUUAGGUGUUUUCUGCAUCAGCAUGGCUUCAGAAAGUAGACUGUGGGCCCAGAGUCCUCAGAACAAGUCAGAGAAGGCAUGAGAGUGGCCUGUUUACCCCCAAAGCCUCUAAUAAAAUUGGUUGUGUGGCCC
Molecule: messenger RNA, 5061 nt
Organism: Talpa occidentalis (Iberian mole)
Lineage: Eukaryota; Metazoa; Chordata; Mammalia; Eulipotyphla; Talpidae
Exons: 5
Coding region: 274-4968 (1564 amino acids)
Source: RefSeq, a predicted model, not a curated record